UUCUGAUCACUAAACAAUGUGGCUGAGUAACAAUGUGACUGAGUUCAUUCUACUUGGUUUGACACAGGAUCCAUUUAGAAAGAAAAUUCUCUUUGUUGUGUUUUUGCUUUUUUAUAUGGGAACAUUACUGGGUAACUUGCUGAUCAUUGCUACCAUCAAGACAAGCCAGGCACUUGGGAGUCCAAUGUACUUCUUCUUGUUCUACUUAUCCUUAUCUGACACCUGCUUCUCUACAACCAUAGCCCCUAGAACAAUUGUGGAUUCUCUGAUGAAGGAGGCCUCUAUUUCUUUCAGUGAGUGCAUAAUACAAGUCUUUACAUUCCAUUUCUUUGGCUGCCUGGAGAUCUUCAUCCUCAUCCUCAUGGCUGUUGACCGCUAUGUAGCCAUCUGUAAGCCUCUGCACUACAUGACCAUCAUGAGCCACCGGGUUUGUGGGAUGCUGGUGGCCAUGGCCUGGGUGGGAUCCUGUGUGCAUUCUUUAGUUCAGAUAUUUCUUGCUUUGAGUUUACCUUUCUGUGGUCCCAAUAAGAUCGAUCACUAUUUCUGUGACUUGCAGCCACUGCUGAAACUUGCCUGUUCAGACACAUAUAUGAUCAACCUACUUCUGGUGUCCAACAGUGGGGCCAUUUGUACAGUGAGUUUCCUCAUGCUAAUGGUCUCAUAUGUCAUCAUCUUGCGUUCCCUAAGAAACCACAGUGCUGAAGGGAAGAGAAAAGCCCUGUCCACCUGUGUCUCCCAUAUCAUUGUGGUCAUCCUGUUCUUUGGACCUUGUAUUUUUAUAUACACACGCCCUGCAACCACAUUUCCUAUGGACAAGAUGAUAGCUACAUUUUAUUCAAUUGGGACACCUUUGCUCAACCCUCUGAUUUACACAUUGAGAAAUGCAGAAGUGAAAAAUGCCAUGAAAAAUUUAUGGAGGAAGAAACUGAUCUCAGAUGAUAGGAAAUAA
Messenger RNA from Peromyscus maniculatus bairdii (prairie deer mouse), 949 nucleotides. RefSeq names its product olfactory receptor 4C16-like. Gene Ontology annotation, cellular component: membrane. Lineage: Eukaryota; Metazoa; Chordata; Mammalia; Rodentia; Cricetidae. Gene Ontology annotation, biological process: G protein-coupled receptor signaling pathway. The record is from RefSeq and is a predicted model, not a curated record. Gene Ontology annotation, molecular function: olfactory receptor activity; G protein-coupled receptor activity.